AGCCUCCGCCUUUCUGACUCAAUGGCCCAAUGAUUAUGAUGAGGGCAUGGGCUGCGCCUCACCCCGCUGAAAGACUCCGGUCAAGGUGGACUCAUCUCCUAUCUUACUGUACUUAUAACACAGCUCGCAGAGUGAACAAGACGUUAGCUGCCUUUCUACGGCCUUCACAACCGCCAACCUCCCCCUCGACUCCCGCUCACACCCACCAUCCCUCCCCAAAGAACCGAGAGGAAAGAACGCCGCGCAUUGAGAUUUUAAAUGGAGGAGGCCGGGGCUGGCCCGUGACGUCUCCUCCCCCCAUUGGCCUAUCGGCGCGAUGACGUCACGGCCCGAGAAUUGGCUGCAGGGGAGGGGGGGACGGAGGGGCUCCUUGGGGAGCCAGCAGAGGAAGGAGGAGGGAGCAAGACCGAGGGGGGGGGGAAACUGGGGCGGAAGCUCCCCGGGCAUGGCGUGGCGGCAGCAACAGCAGCAGUACGGGAGCGAGGAGAGAGCUCAGCGGCUGAGGCGGCGGUAACCGAAGUAGGACGCCUUGGAGCUCGCGGAGGCAGUCCAGAGUUCCUGGUGUGGCACCUCCAAAUCGAAAUACUGUAGAUGUAUCCUGUCUACUUCUCCAGGAUGGCCAGAUCUCUUGAAGUUGGCAUGAAGGCCUGAUGUCCAGGAAGGCUUAAACGGUCCAAAGACCUACAGGAAGUCAGAGAUCGACUUGGGAGCCUCCAGGAGUUCAGCCUUAUUUCCUCUGGAACAGAAAGGAAUUUCAUUUCCCACACGGAUUUCUAUACAUAGGAGUUCUCAUUUGCUGCAAAAAUGCCUAUUUUGAAGCAGCUGGUGACCAAUUCUACUAACUCUAAACGCCGCUCCCGUGCCGACCUGACAGCUGAGAUGAUCAGCGCUCCCCUUGGCGAUUUCCGUCACACCAUGCAUGUAGGCCGGGGUGGAGAUGCCUUUGGAGACACCUCCUUCCUCAACAGCAAGGCUGGGGAGGGCGAGCAGGAGGCCACGGAGGAGACGGGCUCCUCCUCCAAGCCAGGCCUGCUCGCGCGGAAGUUCCGCAGCAGCAAACGGUCUCAGUCUGUGACACGGGGUGACCGGCGGGACAUGUUGGGCUCUCUGAGGGAUUCGGCAAUCUUUGUGAAGAACGCCGUCUCCCUCCCUCAGCUCACUGAGAAAGACACAGAGAAGAGUGGCGGGAGAAAGCUGCCCAAGAGCCUCUCCUCUAGCCCUGUCAAGAAAGGUCCGGAAGAAAAGAGCCCUGAGGAGACACACAUGAACGGGGCUGCUGCCUCCCUCAGUUCUGGGCCUCAGAGUCCUGGGUUGGAAGAGCGGGACUUUGGGGACAUAACCGACUUGCCCUUAGUAGUCCCAAAGAACGGUUGUGGCCUGAAGCAUGCAGAGUCAAUCCUGUCUUUCCAUAUUGAUCUGGGGCCUUCUAUGCUUGGAGAUGUCUUGAGCGUCAUGGAUAAGGACCCCUGGGAACAAGAGGAUUCUGGCUACCAUGGCGCAGAGGAUCCUCAAAAGGAAGCAGGCCCGGUGGAGGCAUCCCCAGCCCACUCUUUCAGCCAGGAUUGCAAACUUCCACAGGAUUCCUUGGUACAGCAGGACGGCAGCCGAGCAGCGACUUACAGUCCUGGCUCUGCGCGCAGUGUGACAAGCCGCCUGACUAUGGACAGCAGUUCCAUCUCCAGUUGUGCUUCUGUGGGAGAGGAACAACGUUGCUUAACCUCCAAGGGACAGAACUAUGGUGUUCCAGAGGAAGCCAGGCAUGACCCUGUCAAAGAGUUGGACAAGGAAUUCUGCUUCAUGGAUGAGGAAGACGACGAGAUAAGAGUGUAAAGAGGGUGACUGCGGUCAUCAUUUGUCCCAAGGAAAGGAAUAACUUGCAGCUGAUUCUCAAAUAAAAGGUUUUGCUGAAAAAGUUGUUAAAUGAUUUGGCCAGCUUUCUUAGUCUCCAGUUGACACCGCCAUUGUUCCCUUCAGUCGGCUGCUAGAAAAAGGAUGUUUUGUUUUGUUUCCCCGUUGAAGGGUGGGUGGCUUGGAAGCGUGGGACAAGUCCUAAGCUGGAAAUUCAACUUUAAAUGGCUUCUAUUUAAACUUUCUAUGAUCAUGGAAUCACCUGAAGGAAAUCGCACAAGGAUAUUUCGAAAAGCGUUAUUUCAAGGAAUGAGCUCCAUUAUAAUGGAACAUUAAACAAAAAGAACAGAUUUUGGUUAACUGCCUGUUUAAAGCAAUACAAACCCAAAUACUACUUCAAAAGUGCUAGCUUCUCUAUUAAUAUAUUUUUCUCCCUCUUACAUUUGUACUAGUAGUCACACCUUUUUUGUUCCCUGUUUGCCAGAAGAAUACCAUCCUCAACCUGGUACAACACUGAAGGACAUUAUAAUUAUUUGUUGAGAGCCAGCCAUGUAGAAGCUUGAAAUAACCAGAUCCUGUAAAUCUAUAUGUUUGGAUGCUAACAGUUUUCUCCCUGUGGGCAGGCCUCUGGGAAGAUCUACAAACUUUAGUAUCUGGGCUAGAUAUUUCUUAUCCUUCCUUUUAAAUCAAAGCUAACAGAAACUCUUUGGGGUCACAGAUUUGGUGGCAGGGGAAGAACAUGCAGCUAUUCCCUUUUGUAUUGGGACCUCUUCAGUUCUAUGGGGAGAGGGGCAAGUUGAAAAUAGUGAAGAGGCAAACUUUCCUUGAAGCAGAUGUUACUUCCCUCAUCCCUAAAACGUGCCACCUUUGAUGGUGAUGAUGUGGAUUUUUUUUUUUUUUUGGUAGUGAAAUAUUCUUGAAGGUGCUUUGCUUAUGUAAGACUCUUCAGAGCUCCCUGGUGAGCGAUGAUCUCCUCAGAGUUGGUGGGAGUCAGCCAAGCUGCCCUAUCCCCACAGAGACCCCUGCUAAUGCUCUCUCCACGCUCUUCCUCUGGAGAGUAAGGAACAGGAUGUCCUGAGAGAUAUGUGUCAUGAACCAUUGGGGCUGUGCUGGAAGAAAUGUGGCUUAUUUGCACGUCUGCAGAUGUACACGGAAAGUCCCAGAAGUAGCCUCACAUGAUCAAGCUUGUCCUUUCUUAGUUGAGCCUCUAGAAUAAGUCAGUAAGGCUGACUAAA
Molecule: messenger RNA, 3083 nt
Organism: Pogona vitticeps (central bearded dragon)
Lineage: Eukaryota; Metazoa; Chordata; Lepidosauria; Squamata; Agamidae
Gene: CDC42EP4
Product: CDC42 effector protein 4
Biological process (GO): positive regulation of actin filament polymerization; Rho protein signal transduction; regulation of cell shape
Cellular component (GO): cytoplasm; plasma membrane; cytoskeleton
Molecular function (GO): small GTPase binding
Source: RefSeq, a predicted model, not a curated record